UCACAUGGCGAGGCGGAGGGGCCCGGCCUAAAGGAGGAGGGGGGGGGGGACACAUGGAGGACAAGCAGGAGCAGACGGGGGGGCGAGGAGCCCCCCAGCAGCACCGAACACAAAGUGGCACCGAGCCCCGAGGAGGCAAAGCCAGAAGAUGCCAGUGGGGAGAAAGAGGAGGAGGAGGCUUUUCUUGUCAGCCUCUAUAAGUUCAUGAAGGAGAGGCACACGCCCAUUGAAAGGAUCCCACAUCUGGGGUUCAAGCAGAUUAACCUGUGGAAGAUUUACAAAGCAGUGGAGAAGCUGGGAGCCUACGAGCUGGUAAGCAGCGUGUCCUGCCUGUCCCGUCCAGCUCUGUGCUCCAGGUUUGGGGGGGGUUUAUCCAUCUUUACCCCACUGCAGGUAACAGGGAGGCGGCUGUGGAAGAACGUUUAUGAUGAGCUGGGCGGCAGCCCCGGCAGCACCAGUGCAGCCACGUGCACCCGGCGGCACUAUGAGAGGCUGGUCCUCCCGUAUGUGCGGCACCUGAAGGGUGAGGACGACAAGCCGCUGCCUCCCAGCAAACCCCGCAAGCAAUACAAGGUCUCCAAGGGCAGCGAGAUGGGGGAGAAGAGCAGGAGGAGCAAGAAGGAGAAGGGCCGGGAGCAGGUGGCACCAGAGAAGGCAAAGCCUGAGGUGGCAGCCACCCCUACAGUAGAGCCCCAGGAGCAAGGCCAGCCAGCAGAGGGAUGCGCCAGCCCCACAGCCCCAGCUCCGAGCCCCUCUGCAGGGUGUCCCAGCACCUGCCGAGCCCACUCUGAAGCCUACAAACGCCUCUUCUCCAGCUUUUACUCCAAAGGCAACCACCCCAUCAUGUCUCCGCUGGCCAAGAAGAAGCUGCUGUCCCAGGUGAGCAAGGCAGAGUCCUUGCACUGCCUCAAACGCCAUUGCCUGGAGGACAGGGGGGUGUUGAGCAGCGCUCAGCCCAACCCAGAGCCCAGCCCUGCAGUCAGCCCCCAGCUCAAGGAGCAGAGGAGCCCCGAGACACAAGGAUUGAAGGACACACCACAGGGAGCCCGGAGUGAGGCAGGACCCGUCCCCAGCUCAUCCCCUGGGGGGACGGACAGGCAGCCUUACCCAAGAGCUGAGGACGGGGGUCCCGCGCCCGCUGUCUUCACCGGCUUCUUCCACGCGUAUCGCAACGAGGUGCUGAAACCCAUCGGCUGCCACCCCUUCGGGGGCUACUUCUCCAACCUGAAGGAUUUCUUGGAACCACAAGCCGAGGACACGGGUCAGGAACAGCCCCAGGACCUGCGGAGCAAAGCGUGGAGCAGGGAGAGCCCGCAGCCGGCCGCCUUCGCUGCCAUCAAAGCCUGCUGGGUGCCCCCCGGGGCCGGCUUCACCCCACUGACACAGAGCCCCACAGCACCCGCUGCCAAAAGGAGCCGGGAUGAGGAGCCGUUGGGGCCCAGCAGGAAGCUGCAGGUUGUUUCCCCUUUUCUCCAUGAAUCCGAAUGCAGGGACAAGGGCGCUGGCUCGCCCAGGGGCCACCAAGGAUUGGCCAAACCCAAAGCCAUCAUUCCCGGACCUGGCUACGCUGCUCCGCUCCCCGCAGUGCCUCAAGCCCCAGAUGUUUACAAGGGAGCGAUGCUGCGCUUCCCCAUGAACUUCAACAACCCUUUGGAGCACCUGAAAAACCAGGCAGCCCCAGCAGCACCAUCCCUCUCCAUCAACCCCUUCGUCAUCCCUGCUUUCCCCAGCCCUGUCAUAGCCACCUCUGUGCAGCCCUCUGACCUCAGGCACUACCCGGCGUCCUACGAGAGCUCAAUGCAUCAUCGGCUCUACCCAGCAACGUGGCACACCUACAGCACCCCACACAGCUCUGCUUUCCACCGCAACACCAAGCUGUAGGGCUGCUGUCCUGCUCUGGAUCAGCCCCAGCCCCACAGGGAGGGAUGGCAGCACCUGGAUGCCGUCAGAGCUCAAAGAUGAGCUGGACUGUGUCAUUUUUACUCUUGGUCUUAGAGAUGUUUGUAUUCUGACAUCGUACUCCGGUGAUUUAACUACCAAUAUCACAAAGUUAUAUAUAUAUAUUAUAUAUAUAUAAACAAAAUAAGGGAGCAAAAUGAGUUGCGGAGGUUUUCUUGCUCGAGAUGCUGUGUCCCCAUGCAGUUUUGUGCAGCCAACACAGCAAGGCAAUGGAUGUUCCCACCUCGCCAUGCUGUGCCCAGGCUGUUUGACAUGCAGCCCCUGCUCCCUCCUGCAAAUCACUGCCAUUUCAGUUCUAAGUAUGUUGCCUUAUAGCAGGAGCUGCUGAGGUUCUAAGGGGCUCAGGAGGGCAGCAAGAAGGGCUGGCUGCCCCAAAAUGGGUGCUGGAGGGCAGCAUCCAAAAUAAACCUGACUGGAUGGUCCCA
Coturnix japonica (Japanese quail) is the source of this 2384-nucleotide messenger RNA. NCBI's taxonomy places the organism in Eukaryota, Metazoa, Chordata, Aves, Galliformes, Phasianidae. The record is from RefSeq and is a predicted model, not a curated record.